Molecule: messenger RNA, 1680 nt
Organism: Odobenus rosmarus divergens (Pacific walrus)
Lineage: Eukaryota; Metazoa; Chordata; Mammalia; Carnivora; Odobenidae
Gene: MAPK15
Product: mitogen-activated protein kinase 15
Exons: 14
Coding region: 1-1680 (559 amino acids)
Biological process (GO): protein phosphorylation; intracellular signal transduction
Cellular component (GO): cytoplasm; nucleus
Molecular function (GO): MAP kinase activity; ATP binding
Source: RefSeq, a predicted model, not a curated record
AUGUGCGCUGCGGAGGUGGACCGCCACGUAGCCCAGCGAUACCUGCUCAAGCGGCGGCUGGGGAAGGGGGCCUAUGGCAUCGUGUGGAAGGCAGUGGACAGGAGGACUGGCGAGGUCGUGGCCAUCAAGAAAAUCUUCGAUGCCUUUAGAGAUAAGACGGAUGCCCAGAGAACGUUCCGGGAAAUCAUGCUGCUCCAGGAACUUGGGGACCAUCCCAACAUCAUCCGCCUCCUGGAUGUGAUCCGGGCAGAGAAUGACAGGGACAUUUACCUGGUGUUUGAGUCUAUGGACACUGACCUGAACGCCGUCAUCUGUAAGGGCAGGCUGCUGAAAGACAUCCACAAGCGCUACAUCAUCUACCAGCUCCUACGGGCCACCAAGUUCAUCCACUCAGGACGCGUCAUCCACCGGGACCAGAAGCCUUCCAACAUUCUCCUGGACUCCAGCUGCUUGGUGAAGCUCUGCGACUUCGGUCUUGCCCGCACCCUCGGCGGCCUCCCUGAGGGGCCUGCGGGCCAGGCCCUGACAGAUUACGUGGCCACACGCUGGUACCGGGCUCCUGAGGUGCUGCUGUCCUCAAGCUGGUACACCCCUGGGGUGGACAUGUGGAGUCUGGGCUGCAUCCUGGGGGAGAUGCUUCGGGGGAGGCCCCUGUUCCCUGGCACAUCCACACUGCACCAGCUGGAGCUGAUCCUGGAGACCAUCCCACCACCAUCCAAGGAGGACCUCCUGGCUCUUGGCUCAAGCUACAGUGCCUCUAUCCUGCCCUGCCUGGGGUCCCGGCCACGGCAGACGCUGGACACCCUCCUGCCGCCAGACACACCCCCGGAGGCCUUGGAUCUCCUCAGGGGUCUCCUGGUAUUUGCCCCGGAGAAGCGGCUUAGCGCAGCCCAGGCACUGCAGCACCCCUACGUGCAGAGGUUCCACUGCCCGGCUCGUGAGUGGACACUGGAUUCGGCUGUGCGGCUCCCGGUGCUCGAAGGAGUUCAGCUCUCAGCCCCCGAGUAUCGCAGCCGCGUCUAUCAGAUGAUCCUGGAGCGCAGGGGCAACAGCUGCAUCCCCAGAGAGAAGGGCCUGGGGGGCACACCCGCGGGGGCAGAGCCCAGUGCCCCCCGGCCCCAGGCGCACCUGCUCAAUCCCAGAGCCGUCCCUCAGCUGCCCCAGGGCUCGCCCACGCAGAACCCCGGACGCAGACCUCAGAGCAGCCCGGGUCACCAGCCCGUGCACGACAUUGCCUGCGGAGCCAAGAACCUUCCGCGGCGGAACUCGGCCCCCCUGCUCCAGCCUCCACCCCCAGGAGGUCUCGGGAGAGGGGAGAGGCCCCCUGGGGCGACGGCGGAGGCCCCCUCGGCACCCUCGUGGGUGAAGCCCAGCGGGAAGGGGGCGGCGCCCUCCCUGGCCUCGCAGGCCGCCGCCCAGGUGGCCAUCCAGGCCCUAAUCCGGAGCGACUGGAAUCCGGGCCGUGGGGUGAGGGCGAGCGGCGCGCGACGGGUCCCUCGCGGGCUUCCCGCGGAUGCCCGGCCCGACUUCCGGCCGGGCCGGAGGAUGUUCAGCGCCUCGGCCUCGCAGGGAGCCCAGGGCGCUGCAAGGGCUGUGCUCGGGGGCUACUCUCAGGCCUACGGUACCGUCCGCCACUCGGCGCUGGGCCGCCUGCCCCUGCUCCCCGGGCCACGCGCCUAA